Molecule: messenger RNA, 2469 nt
Organism: Arabidopsis thaliana (thale cress)
Lineage: Eukaryota; Viridiplantae; Streptophyta; Magnoliopsida; Brassicales; Brassicaceae
Product: ATP-dependent protease La (LON) domain protein
Exons: 9
Coding region: 525-1973 (482 amino acids)
Cellular component (GO): nucleus; cytoplasm
Source: RefSeq, marked reviewed
GAGGUGGCGAAAGGGGACUCUCUCUACUGGCGGGUAAACGAAACUCGAGAGAAAUGGACGACGAGAGGAUUCGAGAGCGAGAGAGACUUCAGAUCGAGCAGAUUCGUGAGCUUGAUUUCGAGGAAUUACAAGUCGAAGAAGUCGAUGACCUUCACGAUUCCGAUUCCGAUGAUAAUAAUGAUGAUCUCUCUUCAUUUCCUUUCUCUUCCCACGCUCAAGCUUCGUGAGCCAAUCUCUCCUCUUAACACUUGCCUUUUGGUUUCCCUCUACGAUCGUUUGUUACUUAUUCGUUCUACACUCUCUUCGUGCCUAUUUCUAGUGACUACGCGUGGCUCAAUGUGUUGCUAGAAUCAGUUUCAAGUGUUUAAACCAGUUUGAUUUUCGAGUUCUUGCUUAGUUAGGGUUUCGUGAUGUUUGAUAGUUGUAAAUCUGUAAUCCUUUAGAUAACGGAUCCAACAAAUCAGUAAUCUCUGAAUUGGCAUUUGGUGGUGCUUGACAGUGGUAACCUCGGUGAUGAUGAACUUAUGUUCAACCCAGCUUUGGCUUCUUUACAUAUGUAUCUUGGCGAGGUUGAAGACACUCAAAACAGAGUUUCUUUUGUGGAUGGAGGAACGGUAUUGAAGAUCCCGCUUUUCUAUCUUGAAGGAGUGGUUCUAUUUCCUGAGGCAACACUCCCCCUUAGAAUCAUUCAGCCUAGUUUCUUGGCUGCUGUUGAGAGAGCUUUGAACCAAGCUAACGCUCCUUCUACGAUAGGUGUGAUUCGUGUUUACAGAGAAGGGGCUCAGUUUAAGUAUGCCAGUGUGGGGACAACCGCAGAGAUACGACAAUACCGUCGACUUGGUGAUGGUUCAUUCAAUGUUAUUACUCGUGGACAACAACGUUUCCGUUUAAAGCAUCGCUGGACUGACGUUGAAGGAUUUACUUGCGGAGAGGUUCAAAUUGUUGAUGAAGAUGUGCCCUUGAGGACUCCCAGGGACGCGUUUGGAAAACUGGUACCGCUAAGCAAGUUGCGAGGUCGCUAUCCCUUGGGUACAGCAUCUUUAUCUACACCUCUUAGAGAUAUGGACGCACAGUCUGAAGCAAAUUCUGAAGAAAGUUUUGAAAGUGCUCUUUCUCCGUCAGAAAAAAGACUUCAUUAUUCAGUAGUUGACUCAAUAUUUUGUAACUCAACAAGUAGUGAUGAUGAUCAAGUAGUCAGCACCUCUACAGUCCAAUCUAGUGGGUCUAAUCCAUACAGCUUGAGGUCCAUUGGAUGUUUAGCUUCUAGCCAUGACAACGAAAAUGAAGACGAGCAAUCGGCAAUUGGCAAGACUCCUGUUUCACAAGAGAAAUAUCAGAAGCAAAAUAGGCUGGCAAGUUUCCGGCAAAAUACUGAUCUAAGCCGAUUCCGUAUGACGCCAAGAGCAUUUUGGCCAUUCUGGGCGUAUAGGAUGUUUGACUCAUAUUAUCUUGCUCAAAGAGCAGUCGAUCUGUGGAAGCAAAUAGUUGGGGUUCCAAACAUGGAGGCUUUUGUGAAUAAACCAGAUAUUCUAUCCUUUUCCAUUGCGAGUAAAAUUCCCGUGUCUGAGUCAAUUAGACAAGAGCUCUUGGAGCUGGAUGGAGUCUCCUAUAGAUUGCAGCGAGAAAUUGAAUUGCUUGAAAGUUUUGAUCGUGUUCGAUGUAUACACUGUCAGACUGUCAUAGCAAGAAGAAAAGACAUGUUGGUUAUGUCUAAUGAAGGUCCUCUUGGUGCCUACGUAAACCCACAUGGCUAUGUCCACGAGAUAAUGACCUUUUACAAAGCAAAUGACAUAGCGCUUAGAGGUAGACCUGUUAAAAAGGACAGCUGGUUUCCUGGGUAUGCUUGGACAAUUGCAAACUGUGCGACGUGCGAAACCCAGCUUGGUUGGCAUUUCACAGCGACAAACAAGAAGUUGAAGCCAUCGUCUUUUUGGGCAGUUCGUGGCUCACAGGUUGCAGAUGACAUGCGCUGAAACAGCAUUAAAACCAGGUCUCACUCACGGAUCAAUUCGCCUUUCAAUACCAAAUUACCAUAGAAAGGUUUCUAGCUUAAACUUCCCCACUAUGCUGAAUAUUGCAAAAUAGCUUGUGAAAGCACAAAGCUGACUAGAGUAUAGAAUUCUAAAGUAAUAUGCAUACAUACAAUAUAUAUAUCCAGCAUAAUGUGAUGGAGGAACCAUAGUUAGGAUUAAACGGGAAUCUUGAAUCUCUUAUGGGUUUUGUGUAGACCUAAAUGAAUUUAACUCUCAGUCUCUCACUCUCAGUCAGUUGCCGCUGAGCAUUAGAUUUUUUGGAAUGAAGCGUUACUUCAUGUAUAUGCUUUUAGUUCAAACGAAAUAUAGGUUAAGGAAAUGAUUUUAAAACAAGUAUCACGAAGAGUUAAGCUUGGGAUGAAUCAAAGUAUUAUUUGGGAUUGUCCCUCAAAUCGUGCACAAUUUUGAUUUGUACUUUGCGUGGAUCCAUUUUGAU